AGAAGUAAUAGAAAAAGAAAUUAGAUGAGAGAAAAAAUAAAAAUAUGCACAUUUCAAGCAUAAAUGUUUGCUUUUUUGUCAUAUAAAUUUGUAAAUUAAAUAUAAAAUUUUUUAUUAAAAAUACAAAAAUUCUCCGACGCCGUCGGCGUUGCUAAAUGCUGGCAUAAACACCUACAUAUACAGUUAUAGUAGUGGCAUUAGCAUUAUAAGAGUUGUUAUCGUGCGCUUUAACCAUCCCCCGCACCACACCCUUACUAUAAUCAAAAAAAAAACGACCGAAACGUAUUCCAAUGGCGCUGGCGAAUUCACUCGUUUCAUUCACUCAAAUCUGCGCGGCGCUUAGUCACUCAAUUUUUGUUUUUUAUUGCUGUUUAUUGGUGGCGCGCAUGCCACCUACCAGCUAACGGUUUGCAACACACGCACACAGCAACGAAACAAUCACACACACUGGCAAUUGUGCAAAUCGCGCAUUUUUCGCGUUUCUUGCUCGUUUCAAUUGUGUUUGUUGUUGUUGCGCGCUGGAGUCGCGAAACGAUUUCGAUUCGAUUCGAUUCGACGACUGCUGUGUGCAGCCGCGGCCGCUGCUGCUGCCGCCAGGCGUUUGCCGCACGGCCGGGCCAGACCGCUUUUGUGUAUUCGUUUCACACGCGUUAGACAGACCGCAAGUGCUGCGUGUCACGGCUGCCACACGCAAGAAAAAUCAAAAGAAAUCAAGCUACCAAACAAAAGCAACAAUAACAAAAAUAAUAAAUAAGCGAAAAUGAGACAAACAAAAAAAAAAAAACUGAAUGGAAAUGAAAAAUAAAAUUGAAAAAUACAAUGCUACAAUCAAUGGCUACAAUAACAAAGUCGUACAAAAACAACAACUGCUCCAGUUGUAAAGUUAGAAAAUAAAAUGAAAACGCGAACGCACAAAAAUAUAACUGCAAAUUUGUCGUGAAAAGAAAUUGCUGCGAAAAAGUGCGAACACGCAAUAGCAACAACAACAACAAUAUUGAUAAUAAAUUUGUAUCUAAAUGUGCAGCAAAAACGCAAUCACCAAUUGUGGCGCUUCAUGUCGGCUUGCAAAAGCCUGUCUGCGGGCGUGUGUCAACAACAAGUCGAAAAUCGAAAAUCGAUAGCGUAUAAAAAAGACUGCAAAAAAGUACAUAAAAUCAAUGAAUACCAAUCAAUAAAUCGUAGCUAAUAAAUAAAAGUGCAAAACAGCAUAAUAAAAUCUGCUACAUACUAAAAUAACAACAACAACAACAACGAAUGAAAUAUGUUUGUAUCGAUGCCCAAAAAGUAGUGAAAAAUCGCUUGCUAAGCGAAUGUAGCCAAAAGCAGAUUGCAACUGUAGAUAUAUCAAUAAAAAGGCGUCGCAACAAUAACAACAAUAAGCGCUAACAAUACUAAAGCAACUGCUGAAAAAAGGCAGCCUUAGAAGCUGCAAAGUGUAUUGGGUCGCGAGCUUAUCUCUCAAUAAACAAAAGUGCAAAAAAAAACAGAACAAAGAAAACACACACAUAAAUUGCCCAAAGACACCAGAAACAACAAAAAAGUGCAUUUGAAGUGUGUGGAAGCAGAGCUAGCGGGAAGGUGCCACUUUGCAAUUGCACCUUUGGCCGCCGUUGAAGCACCUUCAGCAGCAGUGCUAGCAGACGCCGCCGCGCCCUUUUAAGAGGCGCUUGGGAUCAGCAGCUACGCAGCGCGAACGCAGUCAAAACGGCGACCAUAACGAAUUCGUCGGCGUUAGCGAUGAGCCAACUGGGCACCGUCUACGCGACAAAGCGUAGGCGACGCAAUGGCAAAAGUUUAAAGCCACCGCCCAAGGAUGGCGUCACCAAAAGUAAUCCAUCGAAACGCCAUCGCGAACGUCUCAACGCCGAAUUGGAUUUGCUGGCCUCGCUGCUGCCAUUCGAACAGAAUAUUCUCAGCAAAUUGGAUCGACUGAGCAUUUUAAGGCUGUCUGUUAGUUAUUUAAGAACAAAAAGUUACUUUCAAGUUGUUAUGCAUAAGGAUAAAGAGGAGAAUGGCAUGUUGCCACACAUACACACACACGCACACGAUGGCUAUCGAACGCGCGAAUUGGGCGCCUUUGAGCAUGGCCUACUCGACGGUGAUAUGUUCCUGCAGGCCUUAAAUGGAUUUCUAAUGAUUCUGACAUGCGAAGGCGAGGUUUUCUUUGCCACGCACAGCAUCGAGAGCUAUUUGGGUUUUCAUCAGUCAGAUAUCGUGCAUCAGUCCGUCUACGAGCUAGUCCAUUCAGAGGAUCGUGAGGAGCUGCAGCGACAACUGUUGUGGAACUCAUUUCUUCCCGCCGACAUGUCUACCAUACAGCUCGCCGACACAUUGGCGCCCGACAAGGCGCUCUACUUGGAGCGCAGCUUCACCGUGCGUUUUCGCUGCCUGCUCGAUAAUACUUCCGGCUUCCUGCGACUGGACAUACGUGGACGCAUCAAGAUACUACAUGGCCAAAAUCGGAAAACCGAAGAGCCACCACUGGCUUUAUUCGCCUAUUGCACACCCUUCGGACCGCCCAGUCUGCUAGAGAUACCGCACAAGGAGAAUAUGUUCAAGUCGAAGCAUAAGUUGGAUUUCUCACUUGUCUCCAUGGAUCAACGUGGCAAACAUGUGUUGGGUUACUCCGAUGCCGAACUAGUCAAUAUGGGCGGCUAUGAUUUGGUGCACUACGACGACUUGGCCUACGUGGCCAGUGCGCAUCAGGAAUUGCUGAAAACUGGCGCUUCAGGUAUGAUUGCGUAUCGGUAUCAGAAGAAGAAUGGCGAAUGGCAGUGGCUGCAGACGAGCUCGCGAUUGGUAUACAAAAACUCCAAACCGGAUUUUGUGAUCUGCACACAUCGUCAGCUGAUGGAUGAGGAGGGGCACGACCUGCUUGGCAAGCGUACAAUGGACUUUAAAGUGAGCUACUUGGAUACCGGUCUCGCCUCCACUUAUUUCUCGGAGGCCGAUCAGUUGGUGGUGCCGCCAAGCACCUCACCGAAUGCGCUGCCACCACCAGUGACACCGACGCGGCCAAAUCGACGCUAUAAAACGCAAUUGCGUGACUUCCUCUCCACAUGUCGCACCAAACGUAAGAUGCAACAACAGCAACCACAACAGACGUCCUCACUAGGACAGGUCAACUCACCCGCGCCGGUAGUUGAGUAUCUACCCGAUCCCGCUGUGGCUGUCGCCGCCGCCUAUUCAAAUCUUAAUCCCAUGUAUACCACCUCGCCCUAUGCAACCGCUGCGGAUAACAUUUACAUGGGCACCUCAGUGCAUUCGACCAAUUUCUAUCCGGUGACCGAGAAUCUCUUCCAUCAGUAUCGGCUGCAGGGCGUUAGCAGCUACUACACGGACUAUCAUCAUACGGGUGCGCCUGCUUCUGCCUAUGUGAACGGUUUUCUUCCCUAUGAUGGCUAUACGAUUGCGCCCAAAGAUGACAAGUGGCAGGAAACGGGGAAAUACUAUAGCGGUUAUAGUAGCGGGUAUGGCAGUCCCACAUCGACGCCACAGCAAGUUCCGCUGAAGACGCCGAAAUCCUCGCCGCACAUCAUGGAGGUGGUGUCGUGCUCAUCAGACGGACCGUCGCCAAUAGAUGGGAGCGGUGCCGUCGCCGCCGCUGCGCAUGCGGCCAGAGUGGGCACCAACACAAAUAUAACGGUGAAUGGCGGCAGCGGUAGCGGUGGCAGCGCUACGCCAAAACUGGAACUGAGCGCGACGCAGCAGGAUCCAUAUGAGCGACAAACUGUGCUCAUGUGGGGAUCACAAUCGAGCGGCAUUCCCAUUAAUAGCAUUGGCAGCGGCAGCAGUAGACGCCAUCACAGCAAUGCUGAACGUUCGCCGCAGGCUACCCCGCUGACCAAUGGACUCAGUUACGCUAACAACAACAACAACAAUGAAAAUGAAGUGGUAAGCGCCAAAUGGAAUGGCAGCGCCACCGUGAAGGAUGUCAAGAACGCUGCAACACCGGACAGUUAUCAGCUGCAGCACGAUGAUUCGGGGCUGUAUUCCUCUUCCUCUCACACCACCUCACCGCAACAGCAGCAACAACAACAGGUAUUGCUCAACAACCACCAACAACAACAGCAGCAGCAGCAAUUGGAACAAUUGGAACUGCAACAACUGAGCUACACCAACCAUUUACAAACACUAACCGGUUGCAAUUCCACAGCUUCGUCCAGCUCAUCACCGACGUGCCACUCCCCCAGCGCCGGCAGCGGAGCUACAGCGUUAACUAACUCUACUGCCGCCAACGGUCACAUAGCGCUCAUGAAUGGUGGCGGCAGCAAUGGCAGCGAUACAGACAUACCAAGCUCGAGCUCAGCUCCGACCGCAUCUGCGGCCUCUGCCGCCGCCGCCGCUGCUGCUGCUGCCUACCAUCACCAUCACCAGUUGACAAUCAUAGCACCGAUAGUUAUUACACCAGCAUCGAUGAUGAACGGCGAUGGCGCGCUGCCGCUGAGCACCGCUCUGCAGCCCAUACAUGGCAGCGAAGCUAUCACAACAACAGCAGCAGCAACAGCAUUAAAUGGUCUGGAACACAAUCUAACGCAGCGCGCUAUCACCUCGUCGCAACAUCACGCCGCGCAUCUGCUGUCGCACACCGCGCUGGCCUACGCGCCCAACGCUGCCACAGCGACGUACUUAAUCAGCGGCAGCGGCGGCCCAACCGUGCUCGGCGGCGGCAGCGGCAACACGCAAGGCAGCAUUAUCAGUAACGGCAUUAGUGAUCACAUAAUGGCCAACGGCAAUCCGCUGUGCUCCUUUUCAGAGGUGACCAACACGCUGCUAAAUCAGUAGGUUUAUCUACGCACUUGACAUGGUAAUGCUGGGUUUGAAGAAAGGUAAUUGGUGAAUUGUUGUGGGUAAUGCAUACGUAUAUUAUAGCAAGGAUGCAGUGCUGUGCAAAGUUUAAUGUAUACUAAAGCUAUCAAACUUUAUAGAAAUUUUCUGGGUUAAAAAAGUUUUGGAAACAGUAUCUUAAAACUCUUUUAGUCACAUUUGUACUUAGCUCUUCAAGCCUCCAAAAAAUUGUUUUUUUUCGAUUACCUUUGUUCUCCCAUAUAUAUUUUUUUCAACUACGCUUUAAUUUCAACGUAACCUACAAAUUUGUUUAUUAGAUGCCAUUUUGCUAUCAUUAAAAACUUGUUUUACAGUUACUGUGGUAUAAAAUAAGAUUUAUUUGAAAUUUUGAAAAAAAAAAUUUUUAAAUCCAGAAUAUUUUAUUUUCCAAUUUAACUGAUAACUCCAUAUGUCAAGUUGAGCCAAAAUUCGCAAGCAGUUUUAUAAAUAAAUGCUUUGAUGAUAUAAUAAAAUCAUAAAUUCUCCCUUAAUUUUGCGCCAUUUCUUUAACAAUCUAAUUUUUCUUAACCAAAAUUAAGCGAAGUGUAUGAAAAACAUAUAAAUAUAUAGCAGCAGAUUCAAUAUCCAACCAAGUUAAGAUUAUAUAACAUAGAUUAUGUAUAUACCCUCCCUUCUUUAUAAAUGCAUUCAAAGUAUGAAAAAGUAAAAUAAAAACCGUUUGCCAAAGUAUAUAUGUACUAUCUAAAUCUUCCACCAACAUAUUAUUGCACAAUAAAAUUGAUGUAUGCAUUGUAAUAAGCGGCAGAAGUAACAAAAAUAAAUUUCCACUGCAAUCCACUAUAUUUUAAUAAAAGACUUAAGACACGAACUUCCUGGGUCUCAUGAAAACUUCAGGUAAAUCGGAAGAGUGGAAUCUGAAAAAAGUGGUUAACGUUUUGAAAAAGACAGUUUCAAGAAAAUAGCUUUUAUAGUUUCUGUUCCGGCCGAACCAGUUUUAAUACCGGAUCAGCAAAACACCUAUAUUUUGGAAAAUAAUUUGAAUUUUGAAACAUCAUUUUGAUAUAUCCGAAAAUAAUUUGAAAAUAUCUCUAGUAGUCAAAUUAUUGAAUAGCUGAGUUUUGAAAGUAGAAUUUUUUUUUUUUGGACUAGCAGUACCCCUUUGGUAUUUCUUUAUCAAAUAAAUACAUAUUUCGAAAAAUCCUUUAGUACUCGUAGACUUAUGCCUGAACAGUUAAAUUUUGAACCUAUAAAAAAAUAAAGUCGUUUUGCUAGAUUAGGAUAUCCCUAAGUUCGUAGUUACUUUAUCAAAUAAAUACAUACAAUAAAUACAUAAAUACAUAUGCGUUUGAUGGUUCCAGCAAAAAGUUUGUGUCUUAAGUCUUUUGACUUCACAUGAAAUUUACUCUGAAAUACUAGCAGAAAACAGACAAAAGAAAUUUAUUUGAAAUUUAUUUAUUAAAUAAAAGCAAAAUGAAAUAUUGUGGAAACUGGAUUCCUAAAAAUGGAUAUCUAUAAGCCGAGCUUGAUUUAUAUUUAGUACGCUUUUAAAAAUAAAUAAAAAAUAGUUUCCAAUAUUUGCUUGACAAUUAAAGUACUUCCUUAAAACAAAAAAUAACCAAUUAAUUAAAAAGAAUAUAUAAAAUUACAAAAAAAUUAACUUUUUCAAUUAUUCAAGCCAGCAACAACAGAAACUUUAAAAAAAUAUGUAUAUGUAUAAAUUUCAUUAACAAUAGAAACAACAACAAUAACGCUAUGACAACAAUAACCGCCCAUAAACUUUUCUUCAAAAAGAAAACUAUUGAAAAUUUAUUUUUUUAUAUAAAAAAAACAACAACAACAAUGCUGCAGUGCAUUUUUUUAAUAAUAAUUUAAUUUUUCGUAAUACAGCAACAUUUGCCUUUACAUUUCUUAAAAGUUGACUUUAUUUUGAUUACAUAAAAUAUAAUAUACAAUAUAAUUUGAAAAAUUCCAAAAAUUUCUCCCAAACGUGCACCUUUACAUUGCUUAAAAAUGUAAUAUUAGAAAACAAGAACUUAGAGUGACCAAGAAGAAACUAGUAGUUGUAAAUACAACCAAAGAACUAAGCUUAAAUAUGAGCUUAAAAACUAUAGACAUACAUACAUAUGCAUGUAAGAUUCUAUGAAAAAUGCACGCAUUGAAUUUUUCAAACAAAAUAAAAAUAUUAUUAAUUUGUAAAUUGACUUUUUCAAAAAAAAAAAUGAAAAAUAAAAAAAAUAUUACUUUUUAAAUUCACAAAUAUUUUACAAAAAUAAAUAUUUGAAAAAAAGGCAUAAACAGCAAAAAGCAAAAAUUUAAAAAAAUAUCGAAAUUAUUUUAAAAACAAAGCGCCAAGUUUCUAUUUGAACUACUAAAUAUUUACUAACCUAAGCAUUGAAAAAAAAAAACUUUUGUAAAACUUGAAAUUAAAAAGCGCCGCAAUUUAUGAGACGUUGCCACGUCAAAAACGGAAUUAUACUAUAUAAUGCAAUUACAACUUUAUGCACAUAAACACAUAUAAAUACACGACAUUAAGCAUGCAAUAUGGUGUACAUGCUAACACACACACACACUCACAUACUUAUGUAUACAAAUAUAUUUAAAUAUAAAAAACAAAAAAUAAUUAAAUUAGAAAACAAAAACAACAUACGAUUUUGAAAGAUAAUGUAUACUAGCGAAAACAAUACUAAAUUAAAUUAAACUAAAUUAAAACUAGCAAUUUACUAACUUAACUAUAUUAUUAAUUAAAUACAAUAAAUACAUAUGUACAAUGUAAUAUAAGCUUUGGUAUAUAAAGAGUACAGUUUCCUAUUGCUUUAGCGCUAGUUAUUAAUAGUUGUUUAGCAAAACACAUUAAUUUUAAAUAAUUAAUAUGCAAUAAAAAAUUUAAUAAAAUAAAAAUUUAAUAAAAUAAAAAUUUUAUUAAAAAAAAAUUAAUUAAAAAAAAAUUAUUGUAUAAAAAAUUAAUCACAAAAUAUCAAUAGCAAAUAAAAAACGGAUUUUAUUCGCAUAUCUAGUCGCUAAUAAUUACAACAAAUAAUUAAAAAUGUACAUACAUAUAUUAAAUUAAAUUAAAAAAAGAUCGUGUUUACAAACAAACGCCAAUAACAAAAAAUUU
Messenger RNA from Bactrocera dorsalis (oriental fruit fly), 7903 nucleotides. RefSeq names its product neuronal PAS domain-containing protein 2 (gene ss). The transcript has 12 exons. The record is from RefSeq and is a predicted model, not a curated record. Lineage: Eukaryota; Metazoa; Arthropoda; Insecta; Diptera; Tephritidae. Gene Ontology annotation, cellular component: nucleus; aryl hydrocarbon receptor complex. Gene Ontology annotation, molecular function: transcription cis-regulatory region binding; nuclear receptor activity; protein dimerization activity. The coding region runs from base 1738 to 4785 and encodes 1015 amino acids. Gene Ontology annotation, biological process: regulation of transcription by RNA polymerase II.